CUUAAAAAGUGUCCACCUUGAUAACGCAAAAUAAGUUAAUAUGUCUGCUGCUCCUGAUGGUCAAUUGCCGAAAUUUAAGUACUCUGGUGAGGUACCAAAAUUGGAUAAAUCGCAAAUAGAGUUCAUGAAAAUCAUUGAGCAGCAGAAUUUGGUGCGUGUAGAAAAAUUGCGGCGCUUACGAAGAAAUAACCUAAUCACGGCCGGUAUUUUGGGAGCAUCCGUAUUGGGCAUCUAUGCCUACUCAAUGCUAUCAGUGCACCAAGAAGAUUUCUUAGAUGAUUUUGAAGAACCUAAAAAGGUGUCCAAACAAUAAACGCAGUAGUUACAUAAAGUUAUAUUAGUUUUAAGGCAUCCACGCUGAAUGAAAAAAAGAGGAGGAAGAGGAAGGUUGUUAUUGUUGUGUAAUUGCCUUUGUCCCUUUAAUUCUACAUCAAACAUUUAAGUUAAAUUUCAAAAAAUGCCACAAGCUGCUGCACGCGUUCUCGCCAGUGGCGUUCGUUUGCCGCCUAUGCCCACGCUGCGCGAUCUUGUCAAACUUUACAAGUUGCAAGCAAUCAAACACAUGAGUCAAAAUUUUAUUAUGGACGAGCGUCUGACCGAUAAAAUAGUUAAGUCUGCAGGUCGUAUUGAUAGAAGUGAUACAGUUUUAGAGGUUGGUCCCGGCCCGGGUGGUAUUACACGUUCAAUUUUAAGACGUGAACCUGGUCGUUUAGUGCUCGUCGAAAAAGAUACACGUUUUAUGCCCACACUAGACUUGCUAAAGGAAUGUGUGCGCCCACUACAUACCGAAGUGGACAUCUAUCAGGGUGACAUACUACGUUUUGAUAUAGAAAAGCAUGUACCAAUGUCUGAACAUCGUUUGCACUUGAUCGGAAACCUACCGUUUGCAAUUUCCACUCGUCUACUUAUAAAUUGGCUACAAGAUUUGUCAUUGCGGCGCGGUGGUUUUCGAUCCCUUAACACAGCUAUGACGCUAACAUUUCAGAAAGAAGUGGCCGAGCGCAUUUGUGCACCACUCGGAAAUGAUCAACGUUGUCGCUUGUCAAUUAUGUCGCAAAUAUGGACCAAACCGUAUCUAAAGUUUAUCAUACCUGGUAAAGCAUUCGUGCCGAAACCAGAAGUAGAUGUGGGCGUUGUGAAGCUGAUACCACUUAAGCAACCAAAAACCGAUUUGCCUUUUGAGCUGGUCGAACGUGUAGUACGACACAUAUUCAAUAUGCGGCAGAAGUAUUGUCGGCGCGGUUUUAGCACACUAUUUCCACCGGAAGAGCGCGAUGAAAUGACAGAUACGUCGUUCGAGUUAGCGGAUGUAGAUCCAACUGUAAGACCAUUUCAAUUGUCCGUGGAUGAAUGCUUGCGCUUGGCGACAGUAUAUGCAGACUUCAAGGAGAAACAUCCCGAAGUGGCAAGCUAUGAUUAUCGGGCCAGAAAGAAUCCGGUUGAAGAAUCUGCUGAUGGAGUAUAAGCUUUUAUUUCAAAAAAAUUUACUUUCAGAGUUACAAAAUAAACCUACAUAAAUAGUUUUGCUUGUUUCCAUAAUAAAAUAUUUACUUAAAAUUGA
Messenger RNA from Rhagoletis zephyria (snowberry fruit fly), 1561 nucleotides. RefSeq names its product mitochondrial transcription factor B1 (gene mtTFB1). NCBI's taxonomy places the organism in Eukaryota, Metazoa, Arthropoda, Insecta, Diptera, Tephritidae. The record is from RefSeq and is a predicted model, not a curated record. Gene Ontology annotation, biological process: rRNA methylation; transcription initiation at mitochondrial promoter. Gene Ontology annotation, cellular component: mitochondrial matrix. Gene Ontology annotation, molecular function: rRNA (adenine-N6,N6-)-dimethyltransferase activity; mitochondrial transcription factor activity.